CCCUCCCUGCCCCGACCUGUGAGCCCGACACAGCUUUCUGGUAUCGGAGAGAUCCGUAAUCCUGCUGGCAGGCUCUGGCUCUUUCCCUGGAUUCCUUUUAACGCUGCGCGGACCAUGGGAGGCAGAGAGGUGAGGGUGGGCAGGGUCUUCCAGGAUGAAUCACAGUUUGUAUGCAGACGUUUCAACAAUGUCUGGAGGCCUCAGUUACAGACCCCGAUGUGGAUCAGACUGAGCUCUGCACUCAAGCAGGAACCCAGAGACUCCAGCCCCGCGGAGAUGAGUGUGGAGCCCAGUGCCGGCCAGCAGCUCCAGGCCACCGCCGAGCAGCGUAAGAGCACCCCGCCCUCGCCGCCCUCGCCGCCCUUCCAGGACCUCCAGGAACAGCAUCCCGACCAGGUCUGCGUGGACUCCUACUUCACCGAGCUGAAAACCAUCCAGCUGGGGAGCGGCUACGAAGAACUGGACAGCGCUAGGAGGGAUUCUAGACAAUCAGAAGACGGAGAGCAAGAAGAACAGUGGCUAAGCGACAUUGGUCUGUCAGAUCUAAUCAAUGAGGAGAGCGAAGGUAUGGACAACAUGGUGCUGAUGUCCACGCUAACCCACACUCAGGCGCAGACGGUCCAUCGCAGACUGAUUUCCUACACAUUACGCAAGAAGAACAAGACUUCGCUACCACACAUUCGGGACUUUUUCGGUCAGGAGAACCAGAGCCAGUCUGACUCUCAGCCUUGUGAUGAGUUUGCCCAAAACAACAUGGCAUCAGUCUCCCAAGCCCCUCAAUCAGAUGAAAACCCGGGACGCCGGCGAAACCCUGCAAAAGAGGAGGAGUUUAAAACUGACGUGGCUUACUGUGAACAAGCCCGACUGGCCAAACAUAAUAACACCCAGUGGAAGAGAGAAGACGGCACCCUGCCGCGGGUGAUCUGCCCCAAGUGCAGCUUAGGGGUCACUCAAAUUCAAGAUCUGUCCCACAGCGACAUGAAGAAGGUGCGGCAGUUGGCUCUUAUCGACAUGACGGCGCUGUGCGAUCUCCUUGAGCUGGGGGUCAAGCGGCACAAGAAGACCAAGAGGAAAAUCCCAGAGAGGCCAUUGUUUGGUGUGCCGCUGGCCACACUGCUGGAGAACGACCAGAAAGUUGAGCCCAACGCCACUACUCCCCGCUUUCUCCAAGAGCUUUUGACUUUUUUGGAGAAGGAGGGAGUGCAUUCGGAGGGGAUCCUGCGGAUUCCAGGGUCUCAGUCAAGAAUCAAGCUGCUGCAGAAGAAUCUGGAGGCCAAUUUCUACUCAGGUCAGUUCCGAUGGGACGAAGUGAGCCCAAACGAUGCGGCCGCACUUCUCAAAAAAUUCAUCCGAGAACUUCCUGCUCCCCUGCUCACCACCGAGUACCUCAACAUCUUCAUCGCCGUCAAAGACAUCACCGAGCUGAAGCAGAAACUUCACAUGUUGAACCUGCUUAUCCUGCUGCUGCCCGAGUCCAACAGGAACACCCUGAAGGCUCUCCUGGAGUUCCUCGGUAAAGUGGUGUCUAAGGAGAAGUGGAAUAGGAUGAACCUGUGGGCCGUGGCGACCAUCAUGGCUCCCAACCUGUUCCUUCACAAGGCCGUGCCCAGUAGUCUGACCGAGGCAGCAGGAAGAGACCAGGUGGAGAGAGCCGCCGACGUCAUGAGGCUCCUCAUCCGCUAUCAGGACCUGCUGUGGAUGAUCCCAAUUUUUGUCAUGAGCCAGGUGCGAAAGCUGAACGAGAACAGCAGCAGGCGUUACCAGUUUUACGACCGCCGCUUCAAGAACCUUCGCUCCAGAUUGAGCCACGCAGACAGACAGGAAAAAGUUGAUAAAAACACCACAGAGUCACGGCGAACGGUCAAGAUCCACAUUGGGGAUCAGGCAAAGAAAACCAUGGCGGUGGACAUCAACAGCAGCUCCCGGGCAUCAGACGUGCUCAAUAACUUUUACCAGCUGUUCCUACGCAGCCCUGAAAAUGGGAAGGGCCAACAGCGAAGGAAUGGCUCUGUGUCUUUCUCAGACUACGCCUUGUACGAAGUGGGCGGAAAUAUCGGGGAGCACCGCCUGGACCCCGACACCCAACUACUGGAUUUGUACAAGAGCAACUCUGCAGGUGAGUGGAUCAUCAAGCAGAAGACAAACAGCAGCAAGGGAAUGUGACAUCCAGGAUGGGUGGAGCGGCUGUCUGACCAAGAAAAAGAAGCAUGCCGGAGUCAUUUCAUGGUGACGUCAACAAGACCGAAGGCGGACAUUCCAAAUAGAGGAUGAACAAUCUGCCAGGUGGACAUUCUUUAAUUCAAAAACUGCAUCUUUUUUUGGUUUUGUGACUCUUGACCUCCUGCUGACAAGGAAAGAGGACACUUUUCUCUGCAGCCAUCAUGGCCAUUGCUCACUGAGCAGAUGGCAAUGCAUACACACACACACACACAUGUGAACACACACUCACGCCAUACUUGCCAACCCUCCCAAUUUUCCUGGGAGACUCCCAAAUUUCAGUGCCCCUCUCGAAAAUCGCCCGGGGCAACUAUUGUCCCGAAUUUCUCCCGAUUUCCACCCAGACAACAAUAUUGGGGGCGUGCCUUAAAGCCAUUGCUUUCAGCGUCGCCUUCAACCUGUCGUCACGUCCGCUUUUCCUCAAUACAAACAGCGUGCCGGCCCAACCACAUAAUAUAUGCAGCUUUUACACACACACAAGUGAAUGCAAGGCAUUCUUGGUCAACAGCCAUACAGGUCACAGGGAAGGUGGCCGUAUAAACAACUUAAACACUGUUACAAAUAUGCACCACACUGGGAACCCACACCAAACAAGAAUGACAAACACAUUUCGGGAGAACAUCCACACCGUAACACAACAUAAACACAACAGAACAAAUACCCAGAAUCCCUUGCAGCACUAACUCUUCCAGGAAACAAACACACACACACACAUGCACACAAACACGCAAACAGACACAUACACAUGUGCACACACACACAGACUCACACAUGUGCACACACACACAUUCUCUCACACACGCUCACUCACACACACCCAAUCUCUCUCUCUCACACACACACACUCUCACACAGACAUGUGUGCACACACACACUUUCUCUCACACACGCACACUUACACACACAAAUGUGCACACGGACACACACAUGGACACACACAAACUCACGCACGCACACACGUACUCUCUCUCACACACACACACAUACACAUUAGCACACACUUACGCGUGUGCACACACACAUUCUCACACACACACACACUUACACACGCACACAGUCACACACACGCUCACACACACUUUCACGCACAUUUGUGCACACACACAAACACACACAUGUACACACACACGCACACUUACACACACAUUCCCACUCACACACACACACACGCAUUUGCACACACACACACACACACACACAUAUACUUUUAUUUGUUACCUUCUCAAGACCUCUGAAAAAUGCCUACCUCUUUAGGACCACCCUUGCUAGAUUUAUAAAGAUGUGUAUUUACAGCAUUAGUAAAAUAUACAUAUUAUGCAAAUAUAAAAUAGCUUGAUUUGAAGGACUUGGAUUUUCACAAGAAAAACUUAGAAUGUUGGCAACGUUUUUAAUAAAAGUUGUAAUUUUACUCAACGCAAGUCAGAAUUUUACAAAAAAACUGAACAUUUGUGCAAUGUUAUGAUAAAAGCUGGAAUUUUAUAUGACAAAUGUCGACAUUUUGCAUAAAAAAAUAAUGAUUUUACAUUAAAAAAAGUUAUAAUUUUAUGAGAAAAUAUUGCAAUAUUACAGAAACAGAAAGAAUAUGAAAUUGUUUUCCCAUUUUUAUAAGAAAAAAGUCGACACAUUGUGAGAAAAAGACUGCUUUUAGUUAAUUUAUUUAUUUAAUUGUAUUUUUUUUUUCGUAAUUGGUUUUAAAUCUUCAUUAUUUACUUCAAUUUAUUACAAUAUGUCUCCAUACACAUAUUUAUUUUAUGUUUUUAAUUCAUUUGGCCAACAUAUUUCAUAUGUUGACCAGAGGAGGAAGCACUUUUAAAAGCGACACACAGUCAAUUUGAAAAAUCUCUCCUUUUUGGGACCACCCUCAUUUUGAUAGACGUCACCAGCAGGGGUGCAAAUGAGACAUUCUCUAUUAGAUACAAUGUUAUUGAGACCAUGAUUUAUGUCAUCAUUUGUUCACACCUCCUCAUAUGGAAGAUACUUUUCCUUCUUCACGUCUCAAGAAAGGUAGAAAUACAAGAACACACACAAGGACAAGCUUUCAUGUUUUUGAGAAUUAUUUUAUUAAGAGGAAUUAACAAUGUGGAGUUUGGGGCCUUACUGAAUGUCUCUAAAGAAAACUCUUGCGUUCAUGUUUUUAGAUCAGGGGAACUGCAUUUUUCUGGCAAUUUUGCGUCUAUUUUUUCUUUUUAUUUUUUUAAAUGCAUUCUAAGUCAUAAAUACAGCAGGUAAGAGGUGGCAAGAAUGUGACCUUUGUAUAUAUAUAAAUAUAUACAUACAAAGGUCACAUAUAUACAUAUAUAUAUAUAUAUAUAUAUAUAUAUAUAUAUAUAUAUAUAUGUAUACAAAUAUUUUUUAAAUAUUGUUAACAGCAUAGCAUAUUUUCAAUCAAUCAAAGUUUACUUAUAUAGCCUUAAUCACGAGUAUCUCAAAGGGCUGCACAAGCCACAACAACAUCUUCAGCUCAGAUCCCACAUCAGGGCAAGAACAAACUAAAGUGGAAAUGGUUAAUAAUGUGAGAGUUUGACCUUGAACUGUUAUUAGGUAAAAAACUAACUAACUAAAUAAAUGCCCCCAUGUACAAAAUAGUUUUCCCCUAUGCGGUCAUUUUGGACACCCCUGGUUAUUUAUGUGUGAGUGUGUGUGUGUGUGUGUGUGUGUGUGUGUGUGUGUGUGUGUGUGUGUGCGUGUGUGUGUGUGUGUGUGUGUGUGUGUGUGUGUGUGUGUGUGUGUGUGUGUGUGUGCGUUUUUAAGAGUGCUCCCCCUCUGGUCAACAUAUGAAAUAACAAGACAUACUGUAAUAACUUCACAGCUACAAUCGGGCGGAAGGCGGGGUACACCCUGGACAAGUCGCCACCUCAUAGCUGAGAUAGGCGCCAGCGCCCCCCGCGACCCCGAAAGGGAUUAAGCGGUAGAAAAUGGAUGGAUGGAUGUAAUAACUUGAAGUAAAUAAUGAAGAUUAAAAACAAUUACCAACAAAAAUAAAAUAAAAAAACAUAGCUUUGUAUACAUUCCACUUUAAAUAUCUAGAAAGGGUAGUCCUAAAGAGGUAGGCAUUUUUCAGAGGUCUCAAGAAGGUGACAAAUACAAGAAUGUGUAUGUGUGUGCGUGUGUUUUUGUAUUUCUACCCUUCUUGAGACAUCAAAAAAAGAAAAAUACCUUCCAUAUGAGUUAGGAGCGAAAAUCAUAGCCCCAAUAUGGAAAAACCCCUUUUUGUCAAUAUAUGAAAUAACAAGUGUGUGUAAAAUUUUUAAAUGCUCCCCCUCUGGCCAACGCACGUAAUAACAGGUGUGUGUAAAAAAAUUUAACGCGCCCCCUUUGGCCAUAAAUGUAUAGUAAAAAAAAAUAAAUAUGUGUAUAGAGACAUUAUGUAAUAACUUGAAGUAAAUAAUGAAGAUUAUGUGUAUUCAUAUGUUCUCAUAGUCAUCAGUAUCAUCAGUAUCACAGUAUCAUGUUCUCAUAGUCAUCAUUGUCACCGACGUCCCACUGGGUCAUUAUUGUCACCGAUGUCCCACUGGGUGUGAGUUUUCCUUGCCCUUAUGUGGGCCUACCGAGGAUGUCGUAGUGGUUUGUGCAGCCCUUUGAGACACUAGUGAUUUAGGGCUAUAUAAGUAAACAUUGAUUGAUUGAUUGAUUGAAGAUUAAAAACCAAUUACAAACAAAAAAUUUUUUUUAAAUUUAAAAAAAUGACGCUUUGCUGGCAUCAUGGCGGUGUUUGGGUUCUCCCGUGGGUGCAGCGAAGAUGAAACACAGCGUGAAGGGAGGAACAAUAAUUUAUUAAUACUAUAAAACAAACUAAAAACAAAGACACUUGCACAAAGGCACUAACAAAAACCAACAGAACUAGCAUAUGGGCUAGAAAGAACAAAGGGAACAGAAGGAGGUAGCGUGUAAGCUAGGGACAAAAUAGCAUAGAAGCUAAUAGAGUACGAAAGGUAGUUACAACAAUGCGGGAAGAGCGGUGUCACUUGUUGCAUGAAGCAAAUAAGAGUCUGAGAAACAAUGUCAAACAAAGGCGGUCUUAAAUAGGGAGAUAACUAAUCGAGGGCAGGUGUGCGUGAUCAAAGGAGAGACAGGUGACACAAAAUGGGUAACCAUGACAACGGAACAAAACCAGGAAGUGCCACCGGGAACUAAGAACUAAGGAAGUCAAACACACAACAGGGUUAUAAUAAAACAGAACAAAAACAGAACAAGACGUGGACCAUGACAAAAACAUAGCUAUGUAUAUCCAGCCAUCCAUCCAUUUCCUACCCCUUGUACCCUUUGGGGUCGCGGGGGGUGCUGGAGCCUAUCUUAUUACACUUUAUAUAUCUAGAAAGGGUGGUCCUAAAGAGGUAGGCCUUUUUUUAGGAGGUAUCAAGAAGGUAAUAAAUACAAGAAAGUGUGUGUGCCUUUGAAAGAGCUGUGCUGAUUGAUAUCUCCUUAUCAGCGCUCUCACGGGCCUUACAGACAACAAAGACAUGGCUGACCUGUGCACCGUGUCGCACAAAGACCUUUCCUGACCUCUAACGCCGCCUCACUGACGCACGGAGCCCUUGAAGCCGGUCUUUAUUUGUGUCAGGUUGUCAGCGGAAGUGCAUCGACUGCAUUUGUUUACUAAUACACGUGCUUAUUUACUGUUGAGGAGACGUGUGUGUGUGUGUGUGUGUGCGUGUGCGUGUGCGUGUGUGUCGGCACCAUUUUGUGGCAAAAUGUGACACGCGGUGGUGUGGCCGUAAUGGCUGCCGGUUGCAUGCGGCCUCUCUCUGAUAAAGGAGCGCUAUAAAUAGCUGUCAUGAAUUCAGUGGCAGCACCAUGUGUGUGUGUGUGUGUGUGUGUGGGUGUGUGUGUGUGAUGAUGAUGAGCUUCAUUACGUGGAGACCCUCCCAUGCCGCCACAGUUGAGCGGCUGCGCACAAAGGCGAGUUGAUGGCGUGGCCUCCUGCCAACACUCAGGAGAAGUAGGUCACCUCAGAGGUGACGUCCCACAGGACGCUAUAAUGUGUGUGUGUGUGUGUGUGUGUGUGUGUGUGUGUGUGUGUGUGUGUGUGUGUGUGUGUGUGUGUGUGUGUGUGUGUGUGUGUGUGUGUGUGUGUGUGUGUGUUAAAUGCCUGUAUGUAUCCAAUAACACUUUUUUUCUACAAUAUUCGUGUCCCUUUCUAGCUCUUUCUCCAAGCUUUUGUUCUACGAGAUGUGUCUUUGUCAAUAAAUGUGAUGCUCAUGUGA
Messenger RNA from Nerophis ophidion (straightnose pipefish), 7421 nucleotides. RefSeq names its product rho GTPase-activating protein 40. The coding region runs from base 115 to 2163 and encodes 682 amino acids. Gene Ontology annotation, cellular component: cytoplasm. Lineage: Eukaryota; Metazoa; Chordata; Actinopteri; Syngnathiformes; Syngnathidae. Gene Ontology annotation, molecular function: GTPase activator activity. The record is from RefSeq and is a predicted model, not a curated record. The transcript is spliced from 15 exons. Gene Ontology annotation, biological process: signal transduction; regulation of actin filament polymerization; regulation of small GTPase mediated signal transduction.